Molecule: messenger RNA, 3153 nt
Organism: Myotis brandtii (Brandt's bat)
Lineage: Eukaryota; Metazoa; Chordata; Mammalia; Chiroptera; Vespertilionidae
Gene: CYLD
Product: cylindromatosis (turban tumor syndrome)
Exons: 17
Coding region: 266-3127 (953 amino acids)
Biological process (GO): regulation of intrinsic apoptotic signaling pathway; positive regulation of extrinsic apoptotic signaling pathway; regulation of mitotic cell cycle
Cellular component (GO): cytosol
Molecular function (GO): cysteine-type deubiquitinase activity; K63-linked deubiquitinase activity
Source: RefSeq, a predicted model, not a curated record
GCCUCGCUGAUGGCGUGUUCUGCUUUUCCUUUCAGUUUCCCCGUUCCCAGGGAGAGGAUGGUCUCUGCCCAGCCCGGGUUCUUCGGCUGACAGGUGCGCCCCGUUGAAUGAAACAAGGCAUUGUGUUUCCCUGGCAUUUUGCAGCAUGGACACCACGUUGCUCACACCCUGCUUGCGGGCGGCCAGUGAAUUUAUGUCUUGCGGUUUCGCCACAAACAUCGUAGUUCCCCUUUUCUUGAGUUAAUACUUUGGAGUUAAUGUCACAAUGAGUUCAGGCUUAUGGAGCCAAGAAAAAGUCACUUCGCCCUACUGGGAAGAGCGCAUUUUCUACCUGCUCCUCCAGGAAUACAGCGUGACCGACAAGCAAACCCAGAAGGUCCUCAAAGUCCCCAAGGGGGCGAUCGGGCAGUACGUCCAAGACCGAGCUGUGGGCCACUCCAGGGCCCCUUCGGCCAAAGGCAAGAAGAAUCAGAUCGGCUUGAAAAUCCUCGAGCAGCCGCACGCAGUGCUCUUCGUGGACGAAAAGGACGUGCUGGAGAUCAAUGAGAAGUACACGGAGUUGCUCCUGGCGAUCACUAAUUGGGAGGAGCGGCUCAGCCUGCUGGACAACAAAACCAGGCUGAGCAAGGGCCUCCACGUGGACGUGGGCAGCCACGUGAAGGUGCAGCUGAGGCCCGGGGAGGAAAAGUUCCCCGGAGUCGUGCGCUUCCGGGGCCCCCUGCUAGCGGAGAGGACCGUGUCCGGAAUAUUCUUCGGGGUAGAGUUACUGGAAGAAGGUCGCGGCCAAGGCUUCACGGACGGGGUCUACCAAGGGAAGCAGCUCUUCCAGUGUGACGAAGACUGCGGCGUGUUUGUGGCGUUGGACAAGCUAGAAAUCAUAGACGAGGAUGACAACGGAUUGGAGAGUGACUACGCAGGUCCCGGGGACGCAGCGCAGGUGGAACUCCCGCCUCUGGAAAUUAACUCGAGGGUUUCUCUGAAAAUCGGAGAAGGCUUAGAGUCCGGCACAGUUAUCUUCUGUGGCACUUUGCCGGGAAAAGAAAACUUAGGAUACUUCGUUGGUGUGGACAUGGAUAACCCCAUUGGCAACUGGGACGGCAGGUUUGACGGCGUGCCGCUCUGCAGCUUUGCAAGCGUGGAGAGCACGCUCCUCCUGCACAUCAACGACAUCAUCCCAGAUAGCGUGACCGAGGAGAGGAGGCCUCCCAAGCUGGCCUUUGCGUCAAGAGGCACUGGGGACAAAGGUUCCUCCAGUCACAACAAACCAAAGGUGACAGGCUCUACCUCAGACCCUGGAAGUAGAAACCGAUCUGAAUUAUUUUAUACCUUAAAUGGGUCUUCUGUGGACUCACAGCUGCCACCCAAGUCAAAAAACACGUGGUACAUCGAUGAAGUUGCCGAGGACUCUGCCAAGUCGCUUACCGAGCUGCCUCCGGAGCUGGGACAGGCGUCGCCCCCUCUGCAGCCCCCGACCAUGAACUCGCUGUCCAGCGAGAACCGAUUCCACUCCUUACCCUUCAGCCUGACCAAGAUGCCCAAUGCCAACGGCACCAUCGGCCACAGCCCGCUCUCCCUGUCCGUCCAGUCGGUGAUGGGCGAGCUGAACACCACGUCUGUCCCGGACAGCCCGCCCGUGGCCGCGUCCCCCGGGAGCUCCCACGGGCUGGAGGUGGGCUCGCUGGCGGAAGUCAAGGAGAACCCUCCUUUCUACGGGGUGAUCCGCUGGAUCGGGCAGCCGCCGGGCCUCAGCGAAGUCCUCGCCGGGCUGGAGCUGGAGGACGAGUGCACGGGCUGCACGGACGGCACCUUCCGGGGCACCCGCUACUUCACCUGCGCCCUGAGGAAGGCCCUCUUCGUCAAGCUCAAGAGCUGCCGGCCCGACUCGAGGUUCGCGUCCCUGCAGCCGGUGUCCAACCAGAUCGAGCGCUGCAACUCUCUAGCCUUUGGAGGCUACUUGAGUGAAGUAGUGGAAGAAAAUACUCCACCGAGAAUGGAAAAAGAAGGUUUGGAGAUCAUGAUUGGAAAGAAGAAAGGUAUCCAGGGCCAUUACAAUUCUUGUUACUUGGACUCGACCUUGUUCUGCUUGUUUGCCUUCAGUUCUGUUCUGGACACCGUGUUGCUUCGGCCCAAAGACAAGGACGACGUGGAGUAUUACAGUGAGACGCAGGAGCUCCUGCGGACAGAGAUCGUCAACCCGCUGCGGAUAUAUGGAUAUGUGUGUGCCACAAAGAUUAUGAAACUGAGGAAAAUACUUGAAAAAGUUGGGGCUGCGUCAGGAUUUACCUCUGAAGAGAAAGAUCCUGAAGAAUUCUUGAAUAUCUUGUUUCAUCAUAUUUUAAGGGUGGAACCAUUGUUAAAAAUAAGGUCAGCGGGUCAAAAAGUACAAGAUUGUUACUUCUAUCAAAUUUUUAUGGAAAAAAAUGAGAAAGUUGGAGUUCCUACAAUCCAGCAGCUGCUAGAAUGGUCUUUUAUCAACAGCAACCUGAAAUUUGCAGAGGCCCCGUCGUGCCUGAUCAUCCAGAUGCCUCGGUUUGGGAAGGACUUUAAGCUGUUUAAGAAGAUCUUCCCUUCCCUGGAGCUGAACAUCACAGACUUGCUGGAAGACACCCCCCGACAGUGCCGCAUCUGCGGAGGGCUGGCCAUGUACGAGUGCCGCGAGUGCUACGAGGACCCCGACAUCGCGGCCGGGACCAUCAAGCAGUUCUGCAAGGACUGCAACACCCAGGUCCACUUCCACCCCAAGAGGGCGAACCACAAGUAUAACCCGGUGUCCCUGCCCAAAGACCUGCCCGACCGGGACUGGAGGCACAGCUGCGUCCCCUGCCAGAAGAUGGAGCUGUUCGCCGUGCUCUGCAUCGAGACCAGCCACUACGUGGCCUUCGUCAAGUACGGCCGGGACGACUCCGCCUGGCUCUUCUUCGACAGCAUGGCCGACCGGGACGGUGGUCAGAACGGCUUCAACAUCCCUCAGGUGACCCCGUGCCCCGAGGUCCGGGAGUACCUGAAGAUGUCGCCGGAGGACCUGCACUCCCUGGACUCGCGGCGCAUCCAGGGCUGCGCGCGCAGGCUGCUGUGCGACGCGUACAUGUGCAUGUACCAGAGCCCCACCAUGAGCCUGUACAAGUAGCGGCAGGUGCAGAGCCGCCCCGCAUG